Messenger RNA from Somion occarium, 941 nucleotides. The record is from the annotation of a GenBank genome assembly. NCBI's taxonomy places the organism in Eukaryota, Fungi, Basidiomycota, Agaricomycetes, Polyporales, Cerrenaceae.
AUAAAAGCUUCUACAGAAUGGCAAGGUUCAAUUUCGAGAACACGAACCCGCGCCGCUCUAAUAUGAAUAAUAAAACAUGCGUCGAAGGCUCAACCCUCUUAAGAUCAAGUCACAGCUAUAAGAACAUACCCGCGAGUUGUCACCGCUCGAUCCGUCAUCAAAAUGGCGCAUACGCAGCAACAAAACGUCAAGCAAAAAUGAUCUCAAGCAUUUCGUUCCUGUGCACAAUCUCCAGUUUUUCAACAAGGAUCGCCUCGCAUUUCUUGUCUGCACAAGCAUCUUCUGAUGCUCUGAAAGCGUAUCCAGUUCAUGUCUUCCAGGAUAGUGGCCGGCGAGACUCCAUCACAUUCGAGUUCAAGGACGAGAUGCAUGAUGGUAUGAGGAGUUUCGGAAUAUAUGUCCAAAGCAUACUCGAACCAGACAGAGUUGAGAAGAACAACGAUUUCCAGUUGGACUGUGGAGCUAUUCACGAGUACUUCAAUAAUGACGGAAGUUGCAUAGAAAAGGUACGAGUGGCAUACUGAUCUGACAACUCAGAUUCGAGCCGACAUCCUUUAUCACGGCAGAAACAUAGUUCACUUCCGUCCAAUUGCUGCAUUCAACGUCCACCAACUGAACCGAUUGAAGCGUAGGUUUCAUGCGUCGUAGGAUUUGACAGAGGAAAGGUAGAUGGUCGUCAGAGCGAAGUGUAAGGGUCCUCACUUUCAUGGGUUUUGGAUUUGGGAGCCGGGGCAAUUCAACCUUGGUGAAUGCGGUGACUGUCUUCUGAGUGUUCUUCCAGUAAAGAUCCGAUGCGAAUAGUUCUUUGAGUUCCUCAAAGAGAUUUAAGACCAUGAGAACGGGCGAAGGCGACCCGUUAGGGUCCCCGACUGCAAGCAGCACGAGUGAAUCCAGUUUGAAUCGCGAAGGGAUGUCGGCACGAGUAAAACCAUGCCAGUGCC